Acanthochromis polyacanthus (spiny chromis) is the source of this 2196-nucleotide messenger RNA. RefSeq names its product nuclear pore complex protein Nup98-Nup96-like. The record is from RefSeq and is a predicted model, not a curated record. The transcript has 4 exons. NCBI's taxonomy places the organism in Eukaryota, Metazoa, Chordata, Actinopteri, Pomacentridae. The coding region runs from base 1 to 474 and encodes 157 amino acids.
AUGAAGACUGCAUCAUCAACGACAACCCACGACUACCUGCUGGAGUUCCUGGAGGGUCUGGGCGGUCCUGAACACAGCGCCACCAUCCAGGACUGGGACACUGCAGGGAGGGUUUACCUGGACUACAUCAGGGUCAUCAAGACUCUGCAGGACAUCCAGCAGAUGGAGAGCGCCGGCUACGAGCUGGAGCGUCUCUACACCGACGUGACGUCUCUCUGCAGCAGAAUCGAGCUGCUGCCCUGCAGCACCGCCAGAGACCGGCUCGCCCAAUCAGAAAUGGCGAAGCGUGUGGCGAACAUCCUCCGUGUGGUUCUGAGCCUCCAGCAGGGCGACGCUUCGUCCGACUCGCUCGGCGUCCCGCUGGCUCAGCUGGCACCACACAUCAGCCGCCUGCCGAUGCCGGAGGACUACACCCUGGAGGAGCUGCGAGGCCUCACCCAGUCCUACCUGAGGCAGCUCAUCGUCAGCCAAUGACAGCGCAGAGCCGGAGCAGGAAGUGAUGUCACACCGGUGCAAACGGGAAGACGGCCUUAGCCGCUCGAACGUCAUGAAACCACGAUGCAGAGUUCAAGGAAAAGAGCGUCUAAACAGAAAGUUUAGUUCAGUUUUAGACGCCGUCAACAGGAAGUGACUGGAUUUCAAAUUAAGGUUCGAGUGAGGGAUCAGCUGAGGCACCUCACAGUUUGAUGCUGCUGUAGAUCAGUGGUUCUCAUUGGAGAACAGAGUCCAGCAGAAAACAAACAGGUGGUGAAAUGUCUCAUUUUAUCCAAACAACCAUUAAAGACAAAGUAAAUCUUCUAUUUUUCUUGAGUUCCUCCAAAUAUUAUUUAAGUCAAACAACCAAAAAGAAACACUCCUGUGUAGAACUCGUGGCUGCUGGUUUCCUCCCAUUUCUGAUUGAAAAUCAUCCUGAAAGCAUGAAGACUGUUGAUUUAGAGCAGGAAGUUUGGAAACAUUCAGCACAAAAAGGCCUCAGAGGUCAUUAUCAAAGUCUUCAUUGAUUUAGAAACGUGUCUGAAAACAUCACAUCUGGAAUCAUAAUCUCUAAGUAGGAUGGAAGAAUCAACGUCAGGUUUGUUUUCUUUGGUUUGCUGCUGUUUUAGUGAUGUUCGUUGGAAUUAUUGUGAAAUGAAGCCAAGAAACCGUCAGAGGAAGGAGAUCUAAGCAUCAGUCUGAAAAUCCUUUUUUUGUUAAGCUUUUGUUGAAUUGAUUUCAUUUAGAUUUGUCGAUAAUUACAGCAGCACUAAACUGAACAGCAACACAUUUAAAACCACCUAACUGACUGUAAAUGUUCUUCAUGUCGCUGAUUUUCAUUCUGUGCAGAAACCAAAGUAAAACCUCCAGAACGCUGUGAGGCCUCCGGGUUAACAGAAAACAAACUGAAACAUGAAACUGCAGCUUGGAUUUAAACCACAUUUACUCUCAUUUCCAGGUUUAUUAUUUGGAAGUUCUCGUCGAUAACAGGAGCGUUUUUUUUUUCUCCUCUGCCUGUUUGAAAAGUGUCGUCAUAUCUUCAGAAUAAAAGUACCAGAUGUACUCGUUCGACUCUAAACAAAGAGCUGCGUUCUUGAUCACCGCCACUGACUCGGUUUCAUUCCAAGUGAAUAAAAGCGUCCGUUAGCUUAGCAACGGUAGCUCCUGUUCAUCUGUCCAUAUGUGAAUAGAGACGACCUGUAAGGUUAAAGAAGAAGAAGCGGUGAUGGUUCCUCAACAUGCAAAGUGUAAAAUGGUCUAUUUUUGUAGAUUUCCUGUUUUUUGUUUGGUCUGAAUGUGAACCAGAAGUGAGCAGCAGCAGUUUGGUCGUCAGGUUUUCUAAAGUGAAGAGUUUCCUUCCAAAACGAGCUGCCAGCCGGAGAUUUCACUGCAUGUAAUUAUAUAAAUAUUGUAUAUUUUUGGAACUCAAACGGGGAACGUCAGGUCAUUUUUAUCCUCUACCUUUAAUUAGCAGCAAAUUGGAUGCAAAGUCUUUUGAAAUGAAACCCUUCACUUAUCCAUGGUUUGGUUUUGUUGUAGAUUAAGUGUCGGCUUGCCAAGAAUGUGCUUUUGUUGUUUUUUCUUUUCAUUUUCACGGUUUCUCUAUAUGAUGUCAAACAGUGUGUGUGUCGUUCACAUGGAUGGAUUCUGUUUUGUGUGUGUGUGGCUGCGUGCAUGUCAGGAUUCUGUUGGUAUUUUUUAAUAAAGGCAAGUAGAAAUAAA